AUGUCUUCCCAGCCACGUGUUCGCACAAACAAGAUUUUCUUGUUCGGGGACCAGACGACCAACUUCGGCCCCUCUCUUAAAAGAGUUACCGCGAAUUCAAAGCAAAGUUCACCACUUGUACGGAAGUUUCUAGCCGACGCUCUAGAUGUUGUGAAGCUUGAGGCUAGAAAACUCAACCAUCACGAAAUAUUGGAUGUUGAAAGCUUCACCUCUCUCCUCGCUUCUCCAGACGAUUACGAAAACUUGGAGGACAGAGCAGGGGUAAUACAAACCGUUCUCACUUGCAUAUCUCGACUCGGAGAGCUCAUAUUACAUGUAGAGCGCGAUCCUACAAUAAUAAAAUGGGUACACAAAAGUUCACCUAUCCAGGCCUUGGGACUGUGUACAGGCCUGCUGCCGGCGGCGGCUCUAGCGGCGGCCCAGGACAUUCAAGACCUGGCGCAGUUAUCUUUGCUUAUGGUCGGAGUAGCGUUCCGCCUCCGAGUCGAGCUGCACCGCAGAUCAACCCGCGUCGAAGUAGAGAAUGGUAUAUGGGGGUAUCUUGUAGUGGGACAAACUAUUGAUGAGAUUGAGACAGCGCUGGAUAAGUUUCACAGCACUGAAAAUGUUCUGCUACACAAAAGAGCCUAUAUCGCGGUUGCGGCAGACGGAUGGUCCGCAGUCUUUGGCCCACCCUCGACGAUGCGAAAACUGUUUAAAGAAUCGUCAUUUUUGGCAAAAGCAUCAAUCUCAGAGCUGUAUCGGGCGAAUGGCGCCGUUCACGCUCCUCACUUGCCCGAACUCGAUAUGGACGAGAUCAUCGGCACAAACCGAGACCUUCUAAGUCGCGAGCUGUCCCCGAAUGUGCAGGUAAUGUCAACUAGCCAAUGUCAGCCAUUUAGAGCGGCUACUUUGCGAGAUUUGCUGCGGCAUGUCCUUGAUGACAUUUUGAUUCUCCGUCUUGACAUGGACAACACUGCCAAAGCUGUCGCUUCGAACGUGCCGACCGACUCAGCCGUCCAGCUCGUUGUCGUUGGUGGCGCAAACGCUGUUUCAACAAUGCAGAAUGCGCUGGGAGAACGUAACGUAACCGUCACCGUUGUUGACGGCUUCGACUUGCGACCACAGCCGGCGCUGCGCAGCGGCUCCGGCAAGAUUGCCAUCGUCGGUGUAGGCGGUAGGUUCCCGGGCUCCGAGAGUGUCGAUUCUUUUUGGAAGUCCCUCCUUGAGGCAAAGGAAUUCCAUCAACUCGUUCCUGAAAGCCGCUUCGCAUUGGACGCGUGGCAACAUGCUCUUGGUCCAGAUGCCUCCUUGCCAUACGGAUGUUUUCUAGACACACCAGGGCAGUUCGACGCUCGACUCUUCAAUAUCUCACCUCGCGAAGCGGCGCAGAUGGAGCCCAUGCAUCGUCUCCUCAUGCUUGUGACCUAUGAAGCGCUCGAGACUGCGGGAUACGCACCAAACGCUACGCCGUCGACGAACAAGACGCGUGUGAGCACCUUUUUUGGCCAAAGCUCUGACGACUGGCGCGAUGUCAACCAUCAGCAGGGCAUUGACACGCACUACAUCCCGGCGACGGCUCGGGCGUUUGGUGCUGGUCGCCUGCAUCACUUUUUCAAGUGGGAAGGUCCCGCGUUCACCGUAGACGCCGCCUGUGGCUCGAGUGCCGUUGCCAUAAGCCUCGCCUGCGCCGCUCUAGACAGAGAAGACUGCGAUAUGGCUGUUGCUGGCGGAGCCAUGCUCGCAUGCUCGCCGGAUGCCAUGGCUGGUCUGGCCAAGGGCGGCUUCUUGUCUCCUACCGGUAGUUGCAAGACGUUCAGGGCCGAUGUUGAUGGCUAUUGCCGGGGUGAGGCCGUCGCCGCUGUUGUGCUCAAGAGACUCGAAGAUGCCGAGCUGGACAAUGACAACAUCCUGGGUGUCAUUGAUGGAUGGGCGCGCAAUCAUGCCGCCUACGCGAGUUCCAUCACUCAUCCGCAUCAACCCAGCCAAGAAAGGGUCUUUCGCCAAGUCUUGCAGGCUGCCGGGGUGAAGCCUACGGACAUCGGCUAUGUCGAGGCUCACGGCACGGGCACCACGGCUGGCGACUUGUGCGAGGUGAGUUCCAUCACCAAUGUCCUCGGCGGCGACCGAACCUCAGAAAACCCUCUCGUCCUCGGCGCAGUGAAGGCGAACGUGGGGCAUGCUGAAGCGGGCGCCGCCAUUGUUGCAUUGAUCAAAGUAGCGAUGAUCCUCAAGCACAACGGACAAAUACCUCCGCAACCUGGUUUUGAGAACCCCGUCAACCCUGCUCAACUCAACCCCGAGUUUCCUCCGCUCGCAAAACGACAUAUUCAUGUGGCUAACGGCCGUCAAAAUCUCAAGCCUGGCCAAAAGAUUGUGCUUAACUGCUUCGAUGCUACCGGAGGCAACACGAGCUUCGUUAUAUCUGCUGCCCCAGCCGUUAGGGCAUCUUCGCUAUAUAGUAACUCUACCAGUAUGCCGCGAGAAGAGACAGCAGACCCAAGAAAACACUACGUUGUCGUGUGCUCUGGGCAUACUUUCACGGUUAUGAAAAAGAACGAGCGUCGUCUGCUCGAUUACAUCAUGGCACACAAGGAAGGCGCUUUAAGGGACCUCGCUUACACCACCACUGCUCGCCGCAUGAAGCAUCACUCUCACAGGACGGCGUGGGUAGUAAGCAGCAUGAAAGAACUGGGUCGCAGGCUGCUCGAAGACCAGAGCAAGACGGAGCCUAAUGUCAAGCGUCCUGGUUCCGUGGCCUUCACCUUCACUGGGCAAGGUUCAGCCUACCGCGGUAUGGCAAACCAGCUUUUCCACUCUUCGCCCAGAUUCCGCAAGUCCAUCCUCGCGUCUCAGCACAUUUGUGAACUGUACGGCUUCCCCUCUGUUGUGGAAUAUAUUCAAAACGAGGACGAAUCAGGUAACUCAUCCCGGCCACAUGUCAAGGCAGCUCAAGAGCAACUUGCAAUUGUAGCGCUUCAGCUGGCCAUGGUUGAGCUUUUGCAGUCCUGGGGUCUGAAACCGGAUGUCAUCAUCGGCCACAGCCUCGGCGAGUACGCAGGACUCUGCACCGCGGGCGUUCUAUCAGUGAGCGACACCAUUUACCUCGUCGGCAAGCGAGCCGGCCUGCUUGGUGACCAAUGCCAGGCAGACACAUAUGCGAUGGUAGUCCUGCCCUUAUCCAGUGCCGCAGUAUCGUCGCUCAUCGCUGCGCAUCCCGGAUGCUGUGUCGCCUGUAAGAAUGCACCGAAUAUUACGGUAGUCAGCGGACCGAAAGAUGCAAUUUUGCUAUUGCAAGAUGUUGUGCGUAGAGACCAGGGUAUCGAGACUAAGAUGCUACCUGUUGCCUAUGGUUUUCACUCCGAGCAGAUGGAACAGGUGUCAGAUGGCGUCAAAUUACUGGCGCAGCAUGUCCAAUUCUCGGCUCCCAAGACGCCUGUGGCCUCCACGCUCAUCGGAAAGAUGGUGAAAGAGGAUGGUACAUUCCACGCCAAGUAUCUGGCUCGUCAGACCCGUGAGUCGGUCGACUUCGCAGGUGCGCUUGAAGCUAUCCGCGAAGACGGUCUUGCAGAUGAGAAGACGGUGUGGAUUGAAAUUGGCCCUGACGCCGUUAACACCUCCAUGGUGCGCAAGAAUCUGGCCAUUAGGGAAGCAGACCGUGUGUUGCCCACCCUGAGCUCGGGUGAGGAGGACUGGCUGGCCCUGGGCAAACUCGUCGCCUCCGUUUACAUCCGGGGACUGGACAUCGACUGGAGUGCUUACCAUAGGGACUACGAGUCGUCGUUGCGGCUUGUUGAGCUGCAAGGAUACGCAUUUGAUCUGAAGGAAUACUGGCGAUCAUACGUGCAUCCGAAGCCCCAGGAGACCAUCGUCAAUAGCAAUGUUCCUGCCACCAACACGGCUGGCAAAGGGGUCCCGGAUAUGCCGUAUUUGACGCCGUAUUUGCAGUACCUCGCUGGCGAAUCCGUCCAAGCCGAUGGCUCUAUCGUUGCCGACUUUGUGUCCAAGGUCAAUCAUCCGGAGAUGAUAGCCGCUGCCCAAGGACACCUGGUCGAUGGAACACCCAUCUUCCCUGGCUCAGCAUUCUGCGAGAUGGCCUACGCUGCAGCGGAUUAUCUCAUACCCAAGCAUCAGCGACUGAGCGGCAAGCCUCAUGUCUCAUCGCUGGUCAUGCAUGGUCUCGAAAUGAACCGGCCACUUAUUAUCAGCACAUCGACCGACGACUCGGUCGUAAAAACCGCUGCAGUCUGUGAUACCCGGGGUGUUCAGGUCAAGUUCAGUGUUACUUCCGGCCCGGAUACCUACCCCCUAGGGCACGUUUCGAUUCGUUUUGACCGCGGCGCCGCUCUGCUCACCAAGACUGGUCCGACAUCUCUUUUCCUCGUAAGGGCGCGAUUGGAUGCCGUUAUCCAAGACGUGAAGAACGGAGAGGGUCAUGCCCUGCGUAAAUCAGUCAUCUAUCAGCUUUUCGAAAGGUACAUUGGGUACGGUACCGGAUUCCAGGGUAUCCAGGAGUGCUUCCUGAGCCCGGACCUAACCGAGGCCGCCUGCAGUAUCCGGCUUCCGGCUUGCCCAUCAGCCACAGGUGACCGCGACGCUUUCAACAUGUACUGGCGAGACUGUGUAUUCCAUCUUGCCGGGUACAUGCUCAACGGCCACCCGGACGGUCCAGCAGGAGAGGCAAAUAUCGCUGUUGCCGUUCAGGAAAUCAUAUUUGAGGAGGAGCUCAACGAUGCAGAGACAUAUCAGGUGUACACCCACAUGCAUCCGACGGAAACAGGCUUCAUUGGUGAUGUAUACGUGUUUCUUGGCCAAAAGUUGGUCGCGCUCUGCUCGGACAUGGUCUACAAGACGGUCACUCCACGGCGAGGUGUCACCGGUGGCAAAAAGACGACUACCAUGGUUUCCGGGAGAGCGCAGAUCCCAGCAAGACCAAGGGUUAUCUUGCCACCGUCUGAGCCCAAGAAAGAUGCCGUUGCUCUUGGAACUGCCGCUGCUGAACCUAAGUCUGCUAUCAAAGAAGCGGCUGAGGUUCAGGGAGUGAAAUUCAACGAUAAGAAGGAAACUCAGGUUAAUAGUACAGCUGCGGUUCCGCCGGCCCACCAGCAGCAAGAUGUUGCCAACCUGCUUCUGGAGCUCAUCGCAAAUGAGACUGGUUGGCCAGUCGAUGUCCUCGAGGACAGCACUGAACUCGCAGAUAUGGGUGUAGAUUCUUUGAUGAACAUCGUUCUCGUCUCGAAGAUCAGAGCCGAAAAAGGCAUUGAGAUCUCAGCAACCAAAUUUCGUCAGUGCUUCACUGUGGCCGACAUCAGAAACCAGUUCGGCAGUAAAACCACAACGAGUAAAGCGGCUGAAGCCAGUCACAAGGACUGUGUCGCUGAGAAAGCCGACGUCGAGACUAGUCCUGCGCCUUUGCCAGACCAGCUAGAUGACGACGGUUGGGGAGAUGACAUGGAAACCCCCUUCAGUAAUGAUUUAUCUCCGGUGGAGAUCUUGCGGCCGGAUUCGACCGAAACCGACGUGUCGUUGAUCAACUUCAAGGUCCCCAAGACCAUGAAUGCGACGCUGUCGGCAGUAAACGGUGGAGAUGGCUUCAACCUGGACGGAAAGUAUGUGGUCGAGGACUUUCUGAUUCAGGGCGAGGAGAAGGAGGGCGUGCCUUACUUGUUCCUCGUCCCCGAUGGCUCCGGUUCGGUUACUUCUUUCUUCCAACUACCGCAGCUCAGCACCAAUCUCUGCGUAUAUGGAUUGCACUCCCCAUGGGUCAAGAACCCGGAAGACUUCACGUGUACCAUCGAGCAAGCAACCGAUUUGUACCUAGCCGCCAUCCGAGCACGCCAACCGCGUGGACCCUACCUCCUCGGCGGAUGGUCGUCGGGGUGCGUGUUCGCGUACGAGUCCGCACGUCUUCUGCUCGAAGCCGGCGAAGAAGUUCUCGGAAUCAUCAUAAUUGACAUGCACUGCCCGCGUCCCUUGCCCGAAUGGAUCGACACGACGCGUGGUCUGUGGGAGUACUGGUGCGAAACCACGGGGCUCGACAACGUCUUCGCGCCGCUGCCGGACGGCGCGGACCUGGAAGCGCACCUCAUCAGUAACUUCCGUGCCCUUAACAGAUACCACCCGAAGCCAAUGGCCCCGGGGAAACGCCCCAAGCAUGGCACACUUAUCAUCUGGGCCAAGAAGGGCAUGGGGAACGGCUUGAAGAGAGAAGACUACGGUGACUUCCCUGACCCGCUUGGGCUUGGCGAAUGGUUUUGCUUUGAUCGCACUGAUUUUGGUCCCAAUGGCUGGGACGAGUUGGUUGGUGACGACGUUGAAUGUGUUGCCAUUGACGGUCAUCAUCGGUCCCUCAUGGUGCCUCCUGAUGCACACCAGCUUGUGGAAGUUAUCGAUAAAGCUCUUCGGAGGUUCCUUGCAUGA
Colletotrichum truncatum is the source of this 6399-nucleotide messenger RNA. RefSeq names its product polyketide synthase. NCBI's taxonomy places the organism in Eukaryota, Fungi, Ascomycota, Sordariomycetes, Glomerellales, Glomerellaceae. Gene Ontology annotation, biological process: secondary metabolite biosynthetic process; fatty acid biosynthetic process. Gene Ontology annotation, molecular function: fatty acid synthase activity. The record is from RefSeq and is a predicted model, not a curated record.